Molecule: messenger RNA, 4049 nt
Organism: Exophiala oligosperma
Lineage: Eukaryota; Fungi; Ascomycota; Eurotiomycetes; Chaetothyriales; Herpotrichiellaceae
Exons: 2
Coding region: 633-3518 (961 amino acids)
Molecular function (GO): zinc ion binding
Source: RefSeq, a predicted model, not a curated record
AUCCAGAUGCCUCAUUUUUAAACUCGCUACCAAUCUUUGGUUCAGCCCAGGCAGAAAUGGUGGUACCGGCCAGUGUCUUCUGCCUGUUGGUUGCCCCUCGCGUCCAUUAUCCGUCUAUUGAAAGGUUUGAGAGUCGGUGGUCCAGUAGGAUUUCUGCCACACCUGAACUGCCUCCCAUCACUUUCCCCUCCCAACUUCACUUCUUCACUCGGUCAGAGAUUUAUGCCUCACCUCUGGGAAUGUAGCAUCGCGUCGCGUCAUUGUUGCCCUGUUCCUGCGCCUAUUCCGCGACCUCGUGCUCACCACCUGCUUACUGACUUCGCCCACGGCUGUCCUUCCCACCGUGGGAUACUCUCCUUGUGAAGUCACCAUCACAAUCUUGAUCGCUCUCACGGAAUACAGUGGCUUUUCCAUUCUUUGUUCUGCACUAUUGACAGCCUCUUUCCUCAGGAUACAUCGCGACUCCUGAUGACAGCCGUGAUCCAAUUUUGUGGUCAUCCCGGUGCUGUUCAUGCGCCUUGAUUGUCGGGUUCUGUCAAGCCUCACCCGACAGCAGUUCGCUCACCUGCGCCUAGUUCAUCAUUGCCUGAGUCUUUCGGUCACCGGUCAUAGAGAACGAGCCAUUAACACAGAUGCCGAAAGACGGUGGUCACGACGACGAAGUUGCGGUCGCGCUUCCACGUCCAGAUCCACAUGGAAGAGUAGUCAUCGAGAUUUCUGAUGAUGAGUCUGACCAUGAACUCAUAGCUGAUCAUCAGGUAGCUUGGCAUGACAACGGCGACAAUGACUUGCGUCUUACGACCACCCACGAUAGUCUGCCAAUUUGUGGAGACAAGCCCAGUCCGAUCCAAAGUCCUCAUGCAUACAAGCGUGCCAAAAUCGAAGCCGACAUAGCCCCCAACCCCGGACACCUCAACUUGAAUCCGAACCGAGACCAAUAUCCCGAAACACAGGUAUAUCGCCGUUGGCAUGGCUCUCGGGACGGGCCACAUCCAUUUCAGCGAGGUGCGGUGGCAGCUCAACCGACUUACCAAGAAACAGAAGUGCAAGAAAGUGGCGAAGCAUCUUCAAGUCGCGUCCCCCUAAACUCGCGGUUGCCACAGGCAGAUGCAGAGUUGAGACCGCCAUAUUAUGUAGAUGGCUGCUUUGAGGUAAAGAUGUACAAUGGUCCAGGCUUUGAGCAGUUUCCUGUUGUGCUAGGCACUGUAAAAGGCCACCAAGAGAUUUGUAACAAGUGGGAUGCAAAAGAAACUAAGAGAUUGCAAAGAAAGGCUGCAAGACUACAACGAGAGCUCUAUUCCCUCAAUGAUCCGACCUACGACCCUGACCAUAUCGACCAGAAUGAUCGUGAGACGGACGCUUCCAGUGAAUUUGAAGAUUGCUGUCUCGAAAGUGUAAGGGGGGUUUUCCCAGACAUUGAAGUUGCUUUCGUUGAGAAGGAAAUCGAAGCCAUCGCAGAGGCUGUGAAACCUGACAUCCACGAUGUUGUUAUCAGACCAGAAUUCGCACUUGUUGCACAGACUAUCAUCGACGAGGUCUUGGAGAUGAAUACGUACCCGAAAGAAGACAUCACUACCUCAUUGAGUAGUCAGGACCCUGCUCCUGACAACGGUACAGGUAUCACAAUCACUUGGGAUCGCGAUCUCGAAAAAGAUGCUAUGUAUCUCAAGGAUGCCGUCAUCUUGGUGGCGAAGACCUUUGAUCAUGUGCCGACGCAUUACAUCCACAAGGUUGUGGACGAGAAAAAGUCAAUCUUCAAUGCAUACGUUCACCUCCAUGAGCAGGAGGAGCAAUUCUACUCUCUAGCAAAACGUCCGUACGCUCGACUAAGAAAUCCUCGAAAGGAGAUCGAGAAGAAAUACCUGCUCACCUACAACGAUCGGCGUAUACCAUACCAGUAUUUUCAUCGGGUCAAUGAGCUGCAAGCUGCUAAACAACAUGUGGCUCGGGAAGCUAUCCAGGACGCCGCCAGAAAGGAAAAAAAGGAGGCCGAGCGAAUCAAUCUUCUCUGGCACAAAGAGAAUGGUGCCUUGGCCGAAUGUCAAUGUUGUUUCGACCCGGAGAUACCACUCAACCGAAUCGUACCUUGUAUGGCUGAUCAGCAGCAUUACUUUUGCUAUGCAUGUGUUGAAAGCCUGGCAAACAGCCAAGUCGGCAUGAUGAAGCAUGAGAUGAGGUGUAUGGACGUCAGUGGCUGUACUGCUGAUCUCUUCAACGAGCAUGUCGGUAAAGCUGUACCGAUAUUAACAUUUGACCGACUGGAGAUGAACAGACAACAAGCCGAGGUCAUGGCUGCUGGUAUUGACGGACUUGAGAAAUGCAGAUGGUGUGACUAUCAAGCUAUCUGUGACACUGUGGAUGAAGAUCCAGUCUUCAUUUGCCUGAACCCCCAAUGCAAGCGUGCAACAUGCAGAAAAUGCAACAAGGACAACCACUUGCCAAAGUCCUGUGAAGAAAACAAGCGAGACGGGGAGCUCAGUGGACGCCACAACAUCGAGGAGGCUCGAUCGGAGGCAAUCAUGCGGACAUGUCCCAACAAGAAAUGCGGCGUCAAAAUCAUAAAAGACUUUGGUUGCAACAAAAUGGAAUGUGUCAAGUGUCAUUCGAAAAUGUGCUACGUUUGCAAGCAAGACAUCACGUACCUCGGCGGCAAUACGUACUGGCAUUUCAACAAACCAGACGCCAAAUGUCCGCUAUACGACCAAGAGGGUGUCGAUCGACACGAACAAGAGGCCAUGGCAGCGGAGCUUGAAGCCAUAGAAGAAGCCAAGAAGGUCGAUGCCGACGUUGAUGAAACUCUGCUUCGAGUCGAAUCGGGAAAACCGCAAAAGCCCAAACUAGAUGACCAUCCGGCUGCGGACAUUUUCUACCAAAAUAUGAUGAAUCGAGCCCGGCGUCUCGAUCACAAUCAACGUCGCGUUCAAGAACUAAACCAGCGUGUUGCUAUCAUGCAGAGAGUGAGGCCGGACCCAGAGCAAGCUGCUUUUAUUGACCACUUGAUCCAGGAAGGACAACAGCAACGUCAACAGUUUGUGCAUCGGAUGAGGAAUCUGGAGCCACGCAUGGACCAAAACUUCGGCGUACCCUUACACUUCGAUGAAAACUUGGGCGCAAGAGUCAACGUAGAUGCGCUUCGAAUGGGCUUGGAUCCCAUCCCUCCACCAGCCCCUCCGGCGAUGCACCACGACAGAUUUGACCAGUUCCAAGGUCCGGCCAAUUUUCCAGAAUACCCAAACCUUCCAAUCCCGGCAGUAGCUCCAGGACUUGCAGCACAUCCUCGCCCCCCAGCACAACACGCUCCUCCUGCACAAGGUGGACUUGGACGCGAGCGUCAGAUGCACCCAAUGCAGUAUCGUCCUGACAUCGGAGCCGGGGCAAACCAGUGGCUUGAGCAAGCUGUCAAUGCUUACGUUAGGAGAGCGAUGGAUCCUCGUGCUGCAGCCGCAGAUCCCCAUGCACCGAUUUAUGGUUGGCCGGAAAACCCGUACAAUGUGAUUCCUGGUGGACGUCGUCCUUGAAGUGGUUGAGUCUCCAUUGAUGUACGAUCGUGUCUCAAUGAAGGUAAAAUGGACACAUAAUCAUGGCAUCAGCGUUCAGCAAUUCCUUUUGCAAAACAAAUAUGGCUGCGGACCACCCGGCCCGUGUUGAACUGAAACAAAAAAAAUUACCUUUUUCCCUUUCUUUCGGUGGUCCGACUUUUUUUUGUUUUGUACGUCCCCCCUUUUUUUCUGCAUGUCCGACGGGGGGGCUAGGUUUACAAUGGCUGGGGAAAUAAAGGACCUGGGCGUCAAUCUGAGAAAUGGGCGUGCGGAAAUGUUAGAUGUCAUUCGGCAGGUGAUUCAUUCAGUCAUCGGGCCAUGGGUUAUGUCACAAGAGGUCCCGGCGAAACAGGGGAGUGUCUUUUGCGUUACGAGACCAUUAGUGAUACACCAGAAAUUCAGAUUGCAUCCGUGAGUUGUGACGGCCCCUGCGAGCUCAGAUUACAAUUGCACCGAGUCCUUUUAGUUUAUUGAAAAUUUAGAAAAUGGAAAAAAAAGUAGCAACGGGUA